CAUUCACACCCACAACACUUUCUCAUUUCUCAUCUCUUUUCUCUCUCUCUCUCAGCAAUUCCAUACAUUCCAUUCCCUCUCCACCUUCCUCCGCCUUCGAUUUUUCUCACCCUCGUCUUCCUUCUGGCUCCCAACUUUACCAAGAUGAAGCAGUUGAUUCGCCGGCUCGCGCGGGUCGCUGAUUCGUCUCAGUACACUCUGCUCCGAUCCGGCUCGUGCAACCGGCGGCCGCGACUGUCCCAGUCAUUCCGAUUGGUGGCAUCUUCCAAGCUCCGGCGGUCGCACACGGUGCCGGAAGGUCACGUGCCGGUCUACGUAGGUGAUGAGAUGGAAAGAUUCGUGGUCAGCGCGGAGCUUCUGAACCACCCGAUCUUCGUGAAGCUUCUGAACAAAUCGGCUCAGGAGUACGGCUACGAGCAGCAAGGCGUCCUCCGUAUCCCCUGUCAUGUCUUCGUCUUCGAGCGCGUCCUCGAAGCUCUCCGUCUCGGUCUGGGCCACGACGACGACGACGCGCGUGACAUCCACGACCUCCUCAGUUCUCCUUCCUCCGAAGACUUUUGCUAGGAUAUGGCUUCGUUCAGAAAAAGAAAAAGAAAAAAGCAGAGAGAUAGAAACGGAAGAUAGUGGGAUCUUUUUCAUUUUCAUCUUUCUUCACUCUAGUUUGUCUUCUUAUUUUUCCUGUAUAUAUACCUCACCGUCAUCUGAACGAGGACAGAAAUUUUCUUUGUUAAUCUUGCUUCUGGUUGAUAUUGCUGCUCAACGACAACUGAA
Molecule: messenger RNA, 771 nt
Organism: Prosopis cineraria
Lineage: Eukaryota; Viridiplantae; Streptophyta; Magnoliopsida; Fabales; Fabaceae
Product: auxin-responsive protein SAUR71-like
Exons: 1
Coding region: 145-564 (139 amino acids)
Biological process (GO): response to auxin
Source: RefSeq, a predicted model, not a curated record